AUGACUGAUUUAGGUUAUGACUGGGCUAUAUUCUAUGUCAAUGAGCAAGCACAUAUCAUUCAUGGUUUACAGCACUGUAUCGAAAGUGGACACUACAAGCACAUGAUGUUUGUUUACUAUAUCCUAACCCAUUAUAAUACAAAGAAAUCAAAUAAUCUGAUUGACGACCAAUUGUCUAAAGACUGUGAAAGACUAGACAAUAAUGUUAUCCGAGAAAAGGAUGCGAAAGGUCUAUUUACUUUGCUUUGGGAGCCCCCCCGUUUACUAUUGUAUUGGAAGGAAGUUAAAGAGCACGAAAUUGUUGAUACACAGAAACCAGCAAAAAUACCUCGAUUAGAUGCAGAACCUAGACCGGAUCUAAUGGAAUAA
Oppiella nova is the source of this 369-nucleotide messenger RNA. The record is from the annotation of a GenBank genome assembly. Lineage: Eukaryota; Metazoa; Arthropoda; Arachnida; Sarcoptiformes; Oppiidae.